AUGGAGCUGAGCUAUAGGCUCUUUAUCUGCCUUCUGCUCUGGGGUAGUACCGAGCUGUGCUACCCCCAACCCUUCUGGCUCUUGCAGGGUGGAGCCAGCCGUGCUGAGACGUCCGUACAGCCCGUACUGGUGGAGUGUCGGGAGGCCACCCUGCUGGUCACGGUCAGCAAAGACCUUUUUGGCACUGGGAAGCUCAUCAGGGCUGCUGACCUCACCUUGGGCCCGGAGGCCUGUGAGCCUCUGGUUUCCAUGGACACCGAGGAUGUGGUCAGGUUUGAGGUUGGACUCCACGAGUGUGGCAGCAGCAUGCAGGUGACUGACGAUGCCCUGGUGUACAGCACCUUCCUGCUCCACACCCCUGUGGGAAACCUGUCCAUCGUGAGGACUAACCGUGCAGAGAUUCCCAUUGAGUGCCGCUACCCCAGGCAGGGCAAUGUGAGCAGCCAGGCCAUCCUGCCCACCUGGUUGCCCUUCAGGACCACGGUAUUCUCGGAGGAGAAGCUGACUUUCUCUCUGCGUCUGAUGGAGGAGAACUGGAACGCUGAGAAGAGGUCCCCUACCUUCCACCUGGGAGAUGCAGCCCACCUCCAGGCAGAAAUCCACAUAUACAUCACCUGCCACCUGAAGGCCAUCCCAGCUGAGCAGGAACCAGACGAACUCAACAAAGCCUGUUCCUUCAGCAAGUCUUCCAACAGCUGGUUCCCAGUGGAAGGCCCAGCUGACAUCUGUCAAUGCUGUAGCAAGGGUGACUGUGGCACUCCAAGCCAUUCCAGGAGGCAGCCCCAUGUUGUGAGCCAGUGGUCCAGGUCUGCUUCUCGUAACCGCAGGCAUGUGACAGAAGAAGCAGAUAUCACCGUGGGGCCACUGAUCUUCCUGGACAGGAGUGCUGACUAUGAAGUAGAGCAGUGGGCCUUGCCGGCUGACACCUCCGUGCUGCUGCUGGGCAUAGGCCUGGCCGUGGUGGCAUCUCUGACUCUGACCGCUGUUAUCCUGGUUUUCACCAGGAGGUGGCGCACUGCCUCCCGCCCUGUGUCUGUUUCCCAAUAAAAGAAGAAAGCA
This is a messenger RNA of Mandrillus leucophaeus (drill), 1059 nucleotides long. RefSeq names its product zona pellucida glycoprotein 3 (sperm receptor) (gene ZP3). Gene Ontology annotation, biological process: positive regulation of acrosome reaction; egg coat formation; binding of sperm to zona pellucida. Gene Ontology annotation, cellular component: extracellular matrix. Gene Ontology annotation, molecular function: acrosin binding. The record is from RefSeq and is a predicted model, not a curated record. NCBI's taxonomy places the organism in Eukaryota, Metazoa, Chordata, Mammalia, Primates, Cercopithecidae.